AAACAAAAUUAUAAUUUGAACUGCAUGAACUUGUGUGGAGUUAAUUAUUAAGAAGCAAAAUCAAAUCUAUGGAAGAAAGAAAAUAUUAUGGCUAAAAAUAAAUAAGUCAAAAAAAAAAACAGAAAAGAACACUAAAAUCAUAAAAACCAAUUUUAAUGCCGCUUGGCUACAAGUGAAAAACAUUUCUUACCAAAAAAAAAAAAUAAAAUAAAUUCAAUAUUUAAAAUCGAACCAAUGCACAAACGUAGCGUUGGUCCAAAAAUCAAAUUAAGUUAAAAAUAAAACAUGAAAUAAGCAUCGAUAUAAUAUUGAAGAUAUAUAUUUUUAUAUAUGCCCUAUACGUUUCUACUAUACGUUUUUAUGCAACGGCAGGACUCACACUGAGUACGGAAACAUCGCUCUAUGCACACUGAAGCAUUAACAUUAUCAACAUUAUUGCUGCAACAAAUAUACAAAUGUUGCUAAUGUAUUUAUAACUUAAACAUCGAUGUUGUUAAUUUUAUUUGCUUUCCUAAUGAGAUUCGUAGACAUUUCCAAAUUGCAAGGCCAACGCGGCUUACGCAGCGAUACUUGCAAUAAUAAUAAUAACAAUAAUAACAAAAAUAAUAUUAAUAUUAAUAAUAAUAAUAAUAAUGACAACUUGAAUAACAACAAUGACCACAACAGCAAUAAUAACAGAAACACCAUCUGGAAACAUGUUGCUGCACAAAAACUCAAUGAUGCCAAUAGCAGCUGUAGUAGUAGCAGCGGCUGCGAUAGUAAUGCUUCCUCAAAAGAAAAUUUCUUUGUGGUAUCAAGUAAAACCACAUCUCAACAACAACAACAACAGCAGCAACAGCAACAUCAUAGCAUAACACCACAGCAAUAUCAACAGUUACGUUAUUACCAACAAUUACAACAGCAACAAUUACACUUACUACAGCAACAAUUGCUGCAACGUCGUCGUUUACAGCAGCAACUACGUGAACAAGGUGUCAAAGUUGGUAAUGACAAUAGAAAUCGCUUGAAGAGUUCUUCCUCAGCUGCUUUGACUUGUAAUCAAGAGUAUUUGCGACAACAACGUUUGCAGCAGCAGCAACGUCGACAAUUUGAUAAUGUUAACGACGGCAAUGAUAACGAUGUGCUGAAUAAUAAUAAUGAAGAAUUUUAUAAUAAUAACAAAUAUGAUUUGAAUGCAUGGGAGGAACUUGAUAAUGUCUUUCUUAAAGGACACAAAUUUCGUCGUGGCAUGACAGAAUUCUCAACAAACAACGACAUCAACAACAAAUCACAUCUUUCACAACCGCUUCAAAAUUCACCACGCCACUUUCAACAUCCUACUCAUUUUAAUCAUAACCAACAAAAACAACAUCAAAAUUCUCCUCAGCACAUUGCUAAUAUUAAUAAACAUUUAACUCAUGCAUUAAAACAAAACUUUAACAAUAAAAAUAAUCAACAAACGCUUCCUUUAAAUUCUUCUGCAAAUAUAAAUAAUAAAAACGUCACCCUAACAUCAACAGCAUCAGCAGCAACAACUGCUACCAAUUCACCCACAUCUGCCAUACAUUCCCCAUUGCACACAUAUAGAAAUCCAUUAAAUAGUCCUAACAAUUCACCAUUUGCAUAUGCUUAUUACGAUAAUAACAUCGAUCAACAGCUACAGCAACAGCAACAGCAACAUCCACAACAACAACAACAAUCGCAGCAACAGCAGCAUACAAAGAUCACGUCAUCAGCAUCAUCUCAGCAACUUCAGUUGCUGCAACAGCAUUUGCGUAGCACAAAAUUGCCAAUUCUAACGCAAACACAUUAUCAGCAGCAUUUAAAUGAUUUGUUAUUGCAGCAACAACAUUUGCAACAACAGCAGCAACAAUUGUUAAAUGCCAAAGAUGCUGAUGAUGAACUGAGUGAGGAGAGUCUCAAACAGAAUGUUGCAAUAGUAUUAAAUAAUUUGGAUCGUUAUAAUAACGCGUUGCGCAGCAUUAUUUUGAAUGAGGAAGUGAGCAGCAGUAGCAGCGUCUUCCUGGACGAUAGUUUUCUAAUUGGCAGUAGUGGUAAUAACAAUUUCUUGUUAAAUAGUGGCACAACAAUGGCUGCACCAGCAACACCAGAAUCAGACUACAAUAGCAAUGCAACAACACCGGGGUCGCGUAGUAAUAUGCUUCCGCACGAUAGCAAUAUGUUAACGCAACAGCACCAACAACAACAUUUGGUAGGUUUUGCUACAACAGCAACAGCUUGUGGUGGCGGUGUUGGUAAUAAUAUUAUUAGUAAUGGUAUUGGUGGCUUUUGUUCGCUUGGCAACAAUGUUGCUAGUAAUAAUUUAAAUUGUUCCCUUGCAUCUUCACAUGAUUUUACUCAUGACAAUUCCGAUUAUCAGUGGUUUCUGGAUUACGGCUAUCGAGAUGGUUGUGGCGGCAUGCAACGUAGUGUCUUAUCUUCACUAUCGGCGUCAUACAAUGGUAUAGGCGAUCUAAUCUAUUAUGAGGAUAUUGCCAAAAAUUUAGAUGCUAAUCUUGCCGAAGUUGAUAUGGAAAGUUUUCGUGCUGAAGAUAUGCAUUCAUUGCUCUAUUUACCAUCGUACUGUAAGGGUAUCGGUGGUAAUAGUCGUUUACAGCAGUCGCUUAUGUUGCAACAAAAUAUGUUGCCACAAAUAACACAACAUGGACAUAAUAUUUCACAGACUUCAACCACUUCGACUAAUGAAUUGAUCGACAAUUCAAUUUGUAAAUCGGAGUUGCUUUUUUCACCAGUUAAAGAAUCGCAUAUAUCAGUGGACUCAUUGGAUAUGGAUGCAUAUCCGGAAGAUGGUGAUAUUAUAUUGACUUGCCAGGCGAAUAAAGACAAUUACACAAUCGCAUUUGAGGGUAGCGUGUUGUAUUCGGAUGACAGCUUUUACGCGGAACCAAAUGAUAUUGCCUUGAAGAAUAAACAAAAUUGUAUCAACUUGCAUAAUAACUUGGAUGAUAUCGUCAAACGAAAGUCCUUGGAUGUGUCGAUGUCGCGUUCAGAACAGCAAUUCACACCGCGCAACAAACUACAGAAAAGUAGCACAAUUCAAUUGCAGAGAUAUCCUUCAGGUAACAAUAAUACAUCCGAUGUUAUUGCACCGCAGCGUCAAAUUUUCAACUGUGCCGUACGCAAGAGUAGCAGCUUACCAAAUUUGCGCGACAAAAAAGAGUUCAUGACAAAUUAUAGCAGGCCACAACAGCUUAACGUUUCGCAAGCUGUUAGCACUUCCACAGUUGAAUCAUGCAAAACCAAAAAUUUACUUCCGAUGUGCCAGAUGCCAAUAUCGUGCAAUUCUACAAGUGUAUCUAUUACAGAUUGUUUAACUGCACGAUGUCAACAGCCACAACACCAACAGCAUAACAAUCAUCCGCACCAGCAACAUCACCAUCAUCAACAUCAGCAACAGCAACAGCAACAGCAACAACAGCAGCAACGUCAUAAACACCGUUGUUGCUGUUCAUCAGCUGGUAAUAGUCACAAUUCGUGCACAUCUGCUACACCACCACAGCAACAGCAGAAACACGCACAUAUUUCAGGUUCUACAUCGUCGGGCAAUUCAAAUCCACCCGCUUUUAAUCUAGUCAAGCUAUUUAUCAAACAGAAGAGUAGCAAUUGUUCAAUUGAUGAUCAAGCUAGCGCACAUACCUGUAUGGAUGUAUCUUCUGGUUGUUGGCCUUCUAGCGAUGCAGCCGGUUCAAGUAGUAGUUCCUCACUGGAGCAACGUUUACGUAAAAAGAGUAUGAAUGACUCUGGUAAAGGUUCAGCUUUAAGUAGGCAUGAUGAGGAGGAUAUGCGUGCAGAAGAUGAUUCAGCGUUUUUAAAUAAUAAAACAGGUGAACAUUCCACACCAAAGAAAUACACACGUACUCGUCAUGAUAAUGCUUAUUAUGAUGAAGAGGAUGCAUAUUCAAGUUCUGCUGGUUCACUUACAGCCACAAAUUCUCCAGCACAUAGACGACGUAGUAUGCCUCUAAAGAAUCCCACACUUUGCCAACUUGUAACAAAUCAUAAUAUUGGUACUUCGAUGGGUAGUAUGCAAUCUUCUGAAGCUAGUCGCAGUAAUUCCGAACAAAUAACACAAGUCUAUUUAUCGUCCGGCACAGCAAAUUCAGGUGCGAAUACAUUAGAACGUAAGAAAUCACGUCGCACUAAUGAUUGUAAUCGUCCAACAUCAACAGCUUCAAGUUCCGAAAUGAUUACACGCUCUAUGCAAACAUCUUGCGGUUCCUUAAGUACACGUAGCAGUCUUAGCGAUCGUUUUCGUUGUGUACCUCCAUCCUUCCUUGAGAAACUGAAUAAUCUUGGUGAAGAAUGUCAAGCACCAAUCUAUGUUAUUUAUCCUAAUUAUGCGUUACCUGAUUUGGGUUUUGUUAAAACACAUGCUUCAGCAGAUAUGAUUUUCUCACCUUUUAACUAUAAAAUGACAAUCGGUAAUGAUAAUGGUUCGAAUGAUGCGAUUAACUCAAUGAAAAAACGUUUUAGUUUAAGUGAUAAUGAGAAUGAGAUCUUAAAGACUAUGGAUUACAAGCAUGUCAUCGAUUGGAAAUCUUUAGCAACUUUGUUACCAGCAGAAUAUCGUAGACGCUUAAAACACAUUCCGCAAGUCAAUAAUAUAUUGCACGAACUUGAUAGUGAACUAUCACAACGUCCGCUGUUCUGUAUGACACCACCUAUAAGACGUAAUCGGCCACAUAUAUGUGAGUGUGCACAAUACUUCCAAAAUCAGCAAACACAAUUACAAGCUGGUGAAGAGGCUGGCGGUUCGUCCAGUUCUGGUUCUAGCCAACAACCAAGUUCCGGUUAUCGCGGUUCAUCAACCCUAUUGACUGAUUCAGAAUUAGAUAAUACAGAUCCAUUGAAACAGAUGUAUGUAUACCAAUAUGAACAACAACGUAUGGAUUCUGGCGUUGAAACAAGUCCGGUAAGCAGAAAAAUACCACCACAACCAAUGCCACGUGGAAUUUUGAGAAAAACUUCAUCCCAAACUCGUACUAAACGUAACUCUAUGAUAGAAGAACAACAUACAAAACUUUCUAAAUUAGAAAAACGUCGUAGUUUGCAAGAGCCACCUUAUCAACAAGGUGUUGGUUCUUCAGAGGAACUCUAUGAAGUAUUUGAAGAAGAAUCCACCGAUUUAUAUGCCAUACCACAACCGCGUAAAGAACGUCUUUCACGUAAAGAUCUAGAUGCACGUGCACGAGCUGAAAGUUUUCUCUCCGCUUUACCACGUUCCGAACUUCGGUAUUAUGCUGAAAUUGCCUCCAUUUUGGAAUCUUCCGAACAGCAAGUAGAAUAUGAUGCGGCGGCACUUAAAAAAGAAGUUAGUCGUGCUUUAAGUCAGCAAAAGAAAGUUUCAUUUAAUGAUUUGACUGAGGAGGAAGAAAAUCAAGUAUUACAACAACGUUUGUUGCAGCCAGAUACACGUCAUCAACGUUUCACAACACCACCAAAUUCACCAAACAUUUCGAUGGCUGGUGGUGCUUUACGUAUGCAUGGUGGACAAACAGUACCACGACGGAACUUACAUGGCGAAAAACCUACAACGCUCGAUGAAAGAGAAAGACGCAAACAAGAAAGCAAUCACUUCAAACGUUUACAAAUACAAUGGGAACUGAUGAGUAAAGACUCGACAAUGUUAAAGGAUCUCGCAAAUGCUCAACAAACAAAAAGUGGAGGAUCGACACCAACUAGUGCAGCGGCACAAAAAUCACGUAUUCCACGCCCUGUGAGCUAUCCAGCUGGCAAAACUGAUAAUUUCAAAAAUGACACAAAAUCCAUUAAGACACCAAUAAAAACUUGUGUAUCUCCACAAAUUGCUAGAAUUACGACACAAGAGCAUACUGGUAAGACAACACGUUCACCAAGCCGUAUUGUGCCACCGAAGCGUUACAGCAUGACAUCGUCUCCAGUUACACCAGGGGGAACAUCUCCAUCUACACCGACAGGCAUCACAACUACUACGACGCGUGCACGCACUCCAAACAGUCGAACUUCAGUUACAGCACCAAAUACACCAAAACGUAGAGUGCAGUCACCAAGAACCGUUCCAAGAGUGCGAUAAGUUAUAACAGCUACAAAUAUUGUUAAGUCUUAAUGGGAACUGAUUGAACUGAUGGAACUGAUUUAUGUAUGGAAACGAAAGGAUGGUGCAGAAUAUGUGUGGUGUUUAGUUAAAUUAAAUUGCGUUGAACUUAAAAUAUAUGAUAUAUUAUUAACAUAUUAUAUUAUAUAUAAACUAUUACUAAGUAAAUACUAAUAGAACAGUAUAAUACUUAACAGCAACAAAAUGUAGUUCAGCUACAGUGUUAUCAACAAGAAUAAUAUUUUUAUUUUGCUAUUGAAGAAAUUUGGUAUUAUUUACCUGUUAUAAUGUAUGUAUAUCCCCAAAAGUGAUAUUUAGGAGAGAAAGCCUCAAGUAAUAUUUUAAUUUGCCUCUGAUAGAAUUUGUACUAUUUUCGUUUUUCUUAAAUGAAUCGUAAUUUUUUUAUUUGUAAUAUAAACUAAACA
Messenger RNA from Teleopsis dalmanni, 6498 nucleotides. RefSeq names its product homeobox protein 5. The record is from RefSeq and is a predicted model, not a curated record. The transcript has 6 exons. Bases 488 to 6052 code for a protein of 1854 amino acids. Lineage: Eukaryota; Metazoa; Arthropoda; Insecta; Diptera; Diopsidae.